AUGACAUUUUUCUCCGAUCUUGGGAGCAUAGAUGAUGAUGAUAUAGAAGAGGAGGAUGGAUUGGAACGUAUUGUCACAUUCAGUGAGGAGAAUAAUAAUAUACGUCUCCAUAUGAGAUUUGAGAGUAAGCAGCAGCUCAGCCGGGCAGUUAGGAUGUGGUCCAUCAAUCACAAUAAGGAGUUUAGAGUUAUUGAGAGUAAGAGUAACACGUGGUUUGCUAAAUGCAAAUCAUCAAUUGAAAGAACUCCUUCCACUUCAUCGUAUCCACCAUGCGACUGGUGUGUUAGAGCCGUAAAGAAAAAGACUCAUGGAAUGUGGCAAAUUACAAAAUGGGUCAAUGACCAUAACUGCUUGGGCGACAUGAUUAGAAAUAACAAUACAAGGUUGACGGCUUCCGUUAUUUCAAGGUACAUACUCCGUAGCAUUGAAGAUGAUCCUGGAUUAAAGAUCAAGAACAUACUAAGUUUCGUUAAAGAAAACUUGAAGGUUGAUGUGUCUUACAAAAAAGUCUGGUAUGCCAGACGUAAAGCAAUUGAGCUUGUGUUUGGAUCUUGGGAGGCGAAUUUUGCCGAACUACCACAGUAUCUCAAUGCCCUGGUGCAAUCCAAUCCAGGCACCGUGGUGGAGUGGUCACAUCAUUCGGAUAGUUUGGAUCGAGUUAUGACUUUUAAGUAUGUAUUCUGGGCCUUUGGACCGGCUAUUGAAACAUUCCACAUGUGCAAGCCGAUUAUAUGUGUUGAUGGCACUCAUUUGCGUGGCGAAUACAAGGGCAAACUCCUUGUUGCAGUCACUCAAGAUGCGAAUAACAAGAUUCUGCCAAUUGCUUAUGCCAUAGUUGAUGAGGAGACGAUUUUCAGUUAG
This is a messenger RNA of Coffea eugenioides, 861 nucleotides long. RefSeq lists its product as uncharacterized. Bases 1 to 861 code for a protein of 286 amino acids. Lineage: Eukaryota; Viridiplantae; Streptophyta; Magnoliopsida; Gentianales; Rubiaceae. The record is from RefSeq and is a predicted model, not a curated record. The transcript has a single exon.